AUGGAGACCAUAAUAGAAGGUUGCAAGUCUAUUGUUCCUUGUGAAGGAAAGGAGGAUGUAAUUACAUGGAUUGCUCACCCUAAAGGGCAGUUCAUUGUUUUAAGUGCCUGGAAUGUAUUUAGAAGGAAAGCUGCUGUGAAUACUUGGCAUAGACUCAUUUGCUCUUCUCCAUCUAUAUCUCGGCAUUGCUUCAUUUCUUGGCUUGCUGCUGGUAAUAAGCUUAAAACUCUAGACACGGUUGCUGAAUGGAAAGGAGGAGUGGACAUCACGUGUGUUUACUGUCAUGGUGCUGUUGAUAGUAGAGAUCAUCUCUACUUUGAUUGUGCUUUCUCCACCAGUAUUUGGAAGACUGUUUUGCAUAAGCUUGGUGAAAGGAGAAUUCCUCGAGUUUGGAGUUUUGAGUUGCAGCGGGCUUCUAUCAAAUAUAAAGGGAAGUCUCUGAGGGCUGCUAUUGCUAGAUCGGCAUGGCAUGCCUGUAAAUAUCAUAUUUGGAAAGCGAGGAAUGGAAAUAUUUUUGAAGGGAUUGCUCUCUCGGAAAGCAAGGUGGUGGAGUGCAUCAAGCAAGAUGUGGAGUGCAGGUUAAUGGGAACUAAGGGUCUGCAUCAAAAAGUUCGAAAUGGUUGUUAG
Messenger RNA from Punica granatum (pomegranate), 627 nucleotides. The record is from RefSeq and is a predicted model, not a curated record. NCBI's taxonomy places the organism in Eukaryota, Viridiplantae, Streptophyta, Magnoliopsida, Myrtales, Lythraceae.